Penicillium verhagenii is the source of this 798-nucleotide messenger RNA. RefSeq names its product HHE domain protein. NCBI's taxonomy places the organism in Eukaryota, Fungi, Ascomycota, Eurotiomycetes, Eurotiales, Aspergillaceae. The transcript has a single exon. The coding region runs from base 1 to 798 and encodes 265 amino acids. The record is from RefSeq and is a predicted model, not a curated record.
AUGUUCAAAUACACACCCCUCAUCCAUCCCCUCCGCUCAGUCCGCCCUCUCCUCACCUCCAGGGCCGGCAUCACAGACAAAACGACCGCCUCUCCAGGCCCCCAACCCAAAUACAACGACCAAUUCAGCCUUCUCCACGGCAACAUCAGCCCAACGCUACGCACCUUCACCAACGCAGCCGCAACACCAGAAGUCCAUUCGCGCAUCCUCCCCCUCCUCAAACACGAGCACGCCGAGCUCCAAUCCCACAGCCACAAGAUCCUCAACUCCAUCGACUCGGACGAACAAUCCCGCUACCAAAACCAGUUCACCUGGGAACUAGCCCGCAACACAAUCGGCAAAGAGCUACUCGUCUACCCGGCCAUCGCAAAACAUGUCCGGCACGGACAGGUCCUCGCGGACAAGAACCGCGCCGAGCACCGCGAGAUCAAGGAGCAAUUGAAGAUGUUCCAGGGACUGCCUUGUACGGAUCCGCGCUUUGCGCCGACGCUGGAGGCGCUUGCGGAGGAUCUACGGGUGCAUGUGAGGCGCGAGGAGGAGGAGGAUCUGGUGCUGCUUGAGGAGGCGUUGUCGAGGGAGGAUAGUGAGGCGUUGGCGGGGUCUUUGGAUCGGAUGAAGAGGUUUUUGCCGUCGAGGGCGCACCCGUUGACGCCGAGUAAACCGCCUUUUGAGACGGCGGUGGGCUUGUUGACUGCGCCUGUUGAUAUGGUUGGGGAUUUGUUUAGGAAGUGGCCGCAUGGGGGUGUGGAUAGGACGCAUGGGAGGGAGGGGAGUAAGCAUUUGGCGGCGGCGAGGUAG